This is a messenger RNA of Acanthaster planci (crown-of-thorns starfish), 2982 nucleotides long. It is a transcript of the gene zmpste24, whose product is annotated as zinc metallopeptidase STE24. The record is from RefSeq and is a predicted model, not a curated record. Gene Ontology annotation, molecular function: metalloendopeptidase activity. NCBI's taxonomy places the organism in Eukaryota, Metazoa, Echinodermata, Asteroidea, Valvatida, Acanthasteridae. Gene Ontology annotation, biological process: CAAX-box protein processing.
AAGUCGCCCUCUAUGUAAAGCACGUUUUCGAUCGGCUGGGUGAUCGGUGUCGCGAUCAUAAUUAGUUUUGAAAUGGAGAAAUUAGUCGAAGCAGGCCCUUUCCUUGCCCCUGAAACAAUAUUUCAGUUCGUGUUCAUUUUUUUCUGGGUGAUGUACAUGUGGGAAUCCUAUCUCUCGUACCGACAGAGGCAAGUCUACCGUAACACUGCCGAGGUACCAGACCCGCUGCGCGACAUCCUUGAUCAAGGGACCUUUGAGAAGUCACGUCUCUACCAGCUGGACAAGAGCUCCUUUGGUUUCUGGCAGGGUGUCUUUUCUCAGCUAGAGUCCUCGGCCAUUCUUCUCCUUGGUGGCAUUCCAUACUUGUGGGGACGAGCCGGCCAAGCCAUAGCCUACUUUGGCUAUGGCCCAGAAAAUGAGAUCAUUCAUUCGCUGAUGUUUCUCCUGCUGGUGUCGGCUUACAGCACCGUUGUUGGCCUGCCGUGGACCAUCUACAGCACCUUUGUCUUGGAGGAGAAACAUGGCUUCAACAAACAGACAGCAGGGUUCUUCAUCAAGGAUCAGAUCAAGAUGUUCUUGGUGACGCAAGCCCUGAUGGCUCCCAUCGCGGCUGGUCUGCUGUACAUCAUACAGAUGGGCGGCCAGUACUUCUUCAUCUACGCCUGGCUGUUUGCGUUUGUUGUUUCCUUGAUCAUGAUUACCAUCUACGCUGACUAUAUCGCCCCGCUCUUUGAUACGUUCACCCCGCUGCCUGAGGGUGAGCUGAGGACCAAGAUUGAGGAGCUAGCCCGGAGCAUCGCCUUCCCACUCUACAAACUCUACGUAGUCGAAGGUUCCAAGAGAUCUUCUCACAGCAAUGCCUACUUUUACGGCUUCUUCAAGAACAAACGCAUCGUGCUGUUCGACACCCUGCUGGAAGAUUACACGCCAGUGGGGAAAAAAGAGGAAAAACCUAAAGAGCAAAGCGAACCCACCACGCCCCCGGACGAGAGUCCGGAACCAGACAAAGGAGAGGAGACCGGACCAAAGGAGGACCCAGCCUCCACCGAGCCGGCUAAGGAGGACGAGGAGAAGAACGAGAAGAAGAAGACUGGAUGCAAUGAUGAAGAAGUCUUGGCAGUUCUCGCCCACGAGCUGGGCCACUGGAAACUCAGCCACAACCUUAAGAACCUUGUCAUCAGUCAGGUGAAUUUGUUCCUGUGUCUGUUUCUUUUUGCCCUCCUCAUCGAGAGGAAGGAGCUCUUUGAGGCAUUUGGUUUCUACGGCACCCAGCCCACCCUCAUAGGUCUCGUCAUCAUAUUCCAGUUUGUGUUCUCGCCAUACAACGAGGUGCUGUCCUUCUGCAUGACGGUGCUCUGCCGCCGCUUCGAGUUCCAGGCAGAUGCCUUCGCCAAGUCCCUGCGCCGGGCCACCGAGCUGCGCACAGCCCUGAUCAAGCUGCACAAGGACAACCUGGGCUUCCCACUGGCCGACUGGCUCUACUCCACCUGGCACUACUCCCACCCUCCCCUCCUAGAGAGGCUGGCCGCGCUCGGGGAGAAGACGGACUGAAAUCGGCUGCUCUGCUGUCAGUUCCAGGAGCCUGUGAAUUAUCGAAUCAGGACACACUGUACUCACUGCACACUCGGUGACUUAUGUUGAAGGCGAGUCCUUCGUAAGUAUUUAUCAGUAGUCAUCAACAGUGGUUUUCCAAGUGCUUGAGUAGGUGGACAAUGACUAGGAAAUGAACUUUAAUUCAACCAGUUGUCAAUCGCUCUUUCACAAUGCAAAAGGGCAGGUCAGUAACUUCGGUUACACUUGAAUGACCCUAGCUUGGCCUUUUUAAAAAAUCUCACUGUCACUCAGUUUUCACCGUUGGCUGCGAUUCUCACAGUGUACAUUGUCACUGAAAUCUCAUGCAAUUAUUUUCAUGUGAAUGGUUCCCUCAGCACAUGUAUUGAUAAAAGGAAUCAGUUAUUGAUAAACAGUGGUGCAAACAUCCCCUGGAGCGUGGCUGCAAAUGUCAACUAGAUAGUCCAAGUCAUCCAUACCCAUGGCAGGGUUAAGGCGCCUUUCCAUAUGUACGUUUUUGGGGUGCAUUCCGCUCACGAUGCGUUUGUGCGUCUCACUUUCACGGAUACAAAAAUUGACUCCAUUAAUAUAAUGCAUUUGUGCGUUGCAUUGGGCUGUCAAAAUUAACCUGGAAGUGAUUUUGACCGAUACGCAAUGCUUGGCGCAAGUGUUGACGGGCAUAUGGAAAAGCGCCUUUGGUCAAACAACAGUUAACUGAAGUAGUGACUCCAACUUGCCCUUCGGUGAGUAACUCGUGGCUGGAAUCGCAACUGAGGCACCUGUGAUAUAUACAAGUGAGGACUCAGGAGUACUUCUGAUGUAUUCGACGGCAACUUCGCUCAGUGAACCUCAUGGCCAUGGCAUAGGUGUGCGUAUUUUGUCAGCUACCAGAAAAAUCACACAUGCAAGUGGUCUCACGGGACAGCUGGUGCAGUCUUACAGUGUCAGAGACGACUUGCCGCCCUUAACAAGGAUUCGCUUCAUGGGUGUAUCGCGUGCUACGCAGCCAUAGGAAAUGCUCUGUAAGUUGCCCGUUUUCCCUGUUUCUCUGUAAGCUUAUGAAAUCAUGCACAAUUUGAUUGUAAAAGGACAAAUCACCGAACACAUUUAAAAUGACUGUUUGCAAGAAAUGGGACACUUUCAUUGGAGGUAACCAUUUUGAUUGAUGGUGUCAUUGUGACUGAGUAGCCGGUAGUGGUGGGCAUCUGUCGGUCCCCAAGGAAUCAUGGACUUGUGCAGCUGGAUGUGGCUGGUAGCCUGUAAUGGCCGUCAAAAUAGCUAAAACCUAAGUUGUCGAAUGUCUGCUUGAAAAGCUUCUCUGUUUUAUGUAAUGGCGCUCUCGUAGUCUUCAGUGCCAUGUUCUAAGGCUCUGCCAAAUAUUCAGAUAUCGAUCAAUUUUCAAAUAUUUGACUGUGCAUUUUCAAUUUGGAA